This is a messenger RNA of Oryzias melastigma (Indian medaka), 1279 nucleotides long. It is a transcript of the gene arg1, whose product is annotated as arginase 1. The coding region runs from base 40 to 1062 and encodes 340 amino acids. The record is from RefSeq and is a predicted model, not a curated record. The transcript is spliced from 8 exons. Gene Ontology annotation, molecular function: manganese ion binding; arginase activity. Gene Ontology annotation, cellular component: cytoplasm; nucleus; cytosol. Lineage: Eukaryota; Metazoa; Chordata; Actinopteri; Beloniformes; Adrianichthyidae.
CAGUCCACGCAGUCGUGUCUGUCAACGAGCGAGUCAGUGAUGAUCGGGUCGAGAAGGCUGCGGCAGCUGGCGUGCAUCGCCACGCGGAACCUUCCUCCUCUUCGACCUCUUCACUCUGCCGGAAUUAUCGGUGCUCCAUUCUCCAAAGGACAGGUGAAAGGCGGUGUGGAAUCUGGACCGGACCACAUCCGAGCUGCAGGGCUGGUUGAAAGGCUGCUACAGCAAGGGUGUGCAGUGAAGGAUUAUGGGAACUUGGAAUUUGAGCAAGUGUCCGUUGAUGAGCCAGUGGGGAGGCUGAAGAGCGUGCGGGCGGUGGGCAGCGCCAACCAGAGGCUGUCUGUAGCGAUGCAGAAGGUGAAAGAGGGCGGACACACAGCCGUGAUGCUGGGAGGAGACCACAGUCUGGCUAUCGGCUCAAUUCAUGGUCACGCAGCUGCUCUAGGACAUCUGAGUGUUGUAUGGGUUGAUGCCCAUGCCGACAUCAACACUCCUCUUACAUCGUACACAGGAAACAUCCAUGGGCAGCCCUUGUCUUACCUUCUCCAUGAGCUGCAGUCAAAGAUUCCUGUUUUGCCAAACUUCUCCUGGAUGAAGCCGUGCCUGUCAGCUGGAGACCUCGUCUACAUCGGUCUGAGAGACGUGGAUCCAGCAGAACACUACAUCCUCAGGACGCUGGGUGUGAAGAUGUUCUCCAUGUCAAAAGUGGAUCAGUUGGGUGUGGCCAAAGUAAUGGAGGAGACAUGUGACCACCUGAGUGCCAAGGGGAAGAAGCCAAUCCACCUGAGCUUUGACAUUGACGCCAUUGACCCCUCCAUUACUCCAGCAACAGGAACACCUGUGACUGGAGGACUCACCUACAGAGAAGGACUUUGCAUCACUGAACAUCUGAGUCAGACAGGCUUGCUGUCGGCUGUGGACUUGGUGGAAGUGAAUCCUCUGAGAGGGCAGACCCAGAAUGACAUCCACUCCACAGUGAGCACAGCUGUGGACCUGCUGCUUGCAUGUUUUGGACGUCAGCGUGAAGGAAAUCACCUGCAGGAUUACUGUCUGCCUGAGCCAUAACCAUGACAGCAGUUGCUUGAUUGACAGCAUGGAUGGCUGCCCUACAGGAAAUAAAAGACUGAAAAACUCUGGUUUGGUCUAUGGCACACUACUGUGGAUGUGUCACUGCCUAUUCAUGUUCCGGGCGAUAAAGCGCUGUCGAGAAUGGCUGCUGCCCACCACCUAAUUUCCCCCAGGGUGUGUCCCAAAGGGAUUAAUAAAGCUAUGUCUAAUUGUC